UCUCCUCUUUCUCCCUCUCUCUCACACACACAUACACACUCAGAGCCGUCUGCUCCGUGGGAACGCUGGGAUCCCGAGCAGAUCCCGGGCUGUUCCGGUGGUGCAUCAGGAUUCAGGGAAUUCACUUCAUUUCAUCUUUCUUAAUACAAACCGCGACAGAAACAUCUGCCUCUCCAGACCGGGUUUAGCCGAAGUGAGCGUUGGCUUUUACAUGUUUAUGACUGCCCUCACAGCAUCACUCAGGCUUAAACUCGACUGUUCAGCAAAAAAUUCCUCAACGUAGCCAUCAGGUGUGCUGAUCUCUGAGGGUUACAUCACCACAACCAGCUCAGGAAACCCUCCAGCUUCUCCAAGAUCUAACCAGCCCAGCGCUGACGACAGACACACAUACGCUCGAGCCAUGGCGGAACCGGACCUGUCGACCACGACUGAUCCCUCUCUCCGCUCGCCCCGCUCGGCCUCCCAUUCUCUCUCUUUUCCCUUCCUGAGGGAGGGCAGCCGCAUCUGGGAGAAAACAGGGGAACUGCCCAGCCCACUGCCCACCAAACGCACACGCACGUACUCGGCCACAGUGCGGGCGACCUCAGGUCCUGUGUUCAAGGGUGUGUGCAAGAACUUCUCGAGGUCACAGGGUCACGGCUACAUCAGCCCGGCCAAUGGUGGAGAAGACAUCUUUGUCCACAUCUCAGAUAUCGAAGGGGAAUACGUGCCUGUGGAGGGCGAUGAGGUGACGUAUAAAGUGUGCCCCAUCCCACCCAAAAACCAGAAGUUCCAGGCUGUGGAGGUGAUCAUCACUCAUCUGAACCCAGGAACGAAGCACGAGACAUGGUCGGGCCAGAUCAUCAGCUCCUAGACUUCAGGCUCAGGCCUACUGCUUACACACAGGGUGGAUCGGGGGAGGGGGAAGGGCUGGGUGGGUCUGGGUGUUUUUCAUAUAGGGACACUGCAGGUGAAGAGAGGGGAUGGAAGUGAGAAAGAGGCGGAUUGUGAAUGUAAUCGGCUGUGGAGGAAGAAAGCUGUUUUUUUUGUUUUUUAUGUUAAAGUGAGAACAAAGUUCAAAAAGGAAGCAACGGAAUUAUAAUUAAAGGAGAGUUAGAAUAGGGGUGGGAAGUAAUGUGAUGUGAUUGUUUCGAGGUACAGGUUAGGUCCUAGUCGAUGAGUAUGAACAGAAAGAAGAAAAGAGAGAAGAAGAAGGGAAACAUGGUCAUACUAAGUAGACUUACUGAACUGUGAAAGAAAAAAAAAGCAAUUUUCCUGAGCUACACAUGUAUGAUCGAAACCCCUUCUUUCAGCUGUUGGCCUUUAUGUAUUUAUUUAGAUGUAUGUUUGUUUAUUUAUUGAUUGGUUGGUUAGGGUUUUUUUUGUCAGUUUGUAGUAUUAGGGGGGUUUUCAUUCCGAAUUCUGCAAAUUAUGCUGGAAUUCAAGCACCACAGACUAAUGUUGCACUUAAAACUUGAAACCCCAAAAAAGACAUACUGCCAAACUGACUACAACUCCCAGAAUUCCAGUGGGAGCGAUUCAGGGUAAAACCAAGCAGCAUUUUGUAGUCCAAUUUAGAAGCAGCAGUUGGCCUAGCAAAAUACUUCUACUGAACACUCUACUUCUAUUGAAGUCCUUACAAUGUCUUGUGCUAUUUUCUGUUGUAUUUACGGUAUUUUGGCUUAUUCAUAAUGUGGUAGAAACUCAAAGUGUUGGGAGUAGUUUACGUAUUAGAUUUUUUAUUUUUGUUAGGCACAUGCUGUUCAGUGUAUGGUUAAACCUACCAUUGCAUGUAGUCAAGAUUCAUCAAGUAAUUUCUCAAACAAGGUUUCUAUGCAUCUUUUCUAUGCUUCGGUUUGUUUAUUUUUGUAUUUAUUUGGUUAUGGUCUGGUACAACAAGUACUCAGUUGACAACUGUUUUUUUUUCCCUUCAUGUUUCAGAGCACUUUUUCUCCGGUCAGAUCACUGUGGCUGGUGUAAGCGUCAUUUCCAUGUAAUCUUUGACAGAGUAAUAAAAAUUAAAAAAUUCUACUAGUCACCCA
Messenger RNA from Colossoma macropomum (tambaqui), 2021 nucleotides. RefSeq names its product cold shock domain-containing protein C2-like. The record is from RefSeq and is a predicted model, not a curated record. NCBI's taxonomy places the organism in Eukaryota, Metazoa, Chordata, Actinopteri, Characiformes, Serrasalmidae. Gene Ontology annotation, molecular function: mRNA 3'-UTR binding. Gene Ontology annotation, cellular component: cytoplasm. The coding region runs from base 401 to 853 and encodes 150 amino acids. Gene Ontology annotation, biological process: regulation of mRNA stability. The transcript is spliced from 4 exons.